CUUAUGACGACGUGUCCCUGAACGCAGCACCAGUCCGGUUCCCGGAGACUCCGCUCCUGUUCUUCCACUGAGCCGGACUCCAUGUUGUUCGUCAGCCACGGAGUGAACAAGUUCCCUGGCUGAAAACUCUCACGUUGCAACUCUGUGUGUGCGAGAAGUUAAGUGUGUGCGCGUGCGAGUGUGUUGACCCUCCAAAAGAAGAUGGCAGACUACCGGGAUGACACCGGGGCUCGAGCCCUGCUAGCUUUACAGUCGGCUCCGUGCAGCCCGGUGCGCGUCGCGGUGACCUCGCACACCUUUCACCAGCCCUCGUUCGCCCUUCUGGGUCCUCCGGUGAUGGAUGCCCGCACAGACGCCGGGAUUCUUCCCGUGCGGCUCGCUUCUACUCCUCCGCAGGCCCUGGCCAGGCUCGAGGGCCGGGACUUUGAGUAUGUCAUGCGCCAAAGAACGGUCACCAUAGGCCGGAACUCUUCUCACGGCUCCGUGGACAUCAACAUGGGUCACUCGAGUUUCAUUUCCCGACGGCACCUGCAGAUCACCUACGACGAGGCGAGUGGCUUUUCCCUCCGGUGCCUGGGCAAGAACGGUGUAUUCGUGGACGGGGUCUUCCAGCGAAGAGGGGCGCCACCACUGCCGCUACCCAGAGAGUGAGUGCGGUCAGCUAAGCCUAGCCGCUGCAGUCAGGCUUCCCGUGAUAACACGGUGGCUGGACGUCGCAGGGCUUCUCACACUAAAGUUUAUUUUAUGCAUUAACAGUGGAGGUCUAGCGGUUACUUCAAACAAUAAAACGACUCAAUUGUAAACCCACGUUAGCCUCACGAAUAGAUUUCUGAACACUGACGGGGAGAACAUUAAUACAAAACGACCUCCACGAUGACAGGGCCAAACGGGACACCUAUCCUGUCCGGGGUACAAAGUUUGUCACGACACCCCUACCAGAGCGGCUUGGUGUUGCAUAGUAAUGGCAGCCUAGGUCUGGACAGUAAAGGUGGAACACGAUAAGUUGUCAGGUCUCCAGUGUAACUCACAGCGAUGUUAUGUUGUCAUAUUCAAUUAAUAUUCAGUUUGCCCGGAUGUUCUUAGUGGACCCCUUCAGCUUUGCCUUCAACCCGCUGAAUGAGUGAAUCAGUCUAGCUAGUUUUAGCCGUUAGCAAACCUAGCUGCAUUUCCCCGGCCUGCUGACAAGCAUAAGCAGUUAGUAAAUUAUUAUUUUUUCUUUCGAAGUGCUGCAACUGGUUGGUGUUUUUGCAUAAGUACGGCGUGUUAUAUUGUCUUUGAAAUAACUUUUUAAAGUAAUCUAAUUUU
This is a messenger RNA of Haplochromis burtoni (Burton's mouthbrooder), 1305 nucleotides long. Its product is annotated as forkhead box protein K1-like. NCBI's taxonomy places the organism in Eukaryota, Metazoa, Chordata, Actinopteri, Cichliformes, Cichlidae. Gene Ontology annotation, molecular function: protein binding; RNA polymerase II cis-regulatory region sequence-specific DNA binding; DNA-binding transcription factor activity, RNA polymerase II-specific. The record is from RefSeq and is a predicted model, not a curated record. The coding region runs from base 202 to 651 and encodes 149 amino acids. Gene Ontology annotation, biological process: regulation of transcription by RNA polymerase II. The transcript has a single exon.